Messenger RNA from Miscanthus lutarioriparius, 633 nucleotides. Lineage: Eukaryota; Viridiplantae; Streptophyta; Magnoliopsida; Poales; Poaceae. The record is from the annotation of a GenBank genome assembly.
AUGGGGUGGGCGACGCGGUUCGUGGCGGCGGUGUGCUUCUUUGCCGCGGGCGUCCUCUUCGUCCCCGAGGCGCUCCUCGGCUCCCCCUCCGGCGCAGGCGCCGUCACCGCCGCCAAGCUGGCCCACGUCCUCUCCUUCGCCACCUCCUGGGGCGCCGCCCUCUGGGCCACCUUCAUCGGCGGCAUCAUCAUGUUCAAGAACUUGCCGAGGCACAUGUUCGGCAACUUACAGAGCAAGAUGUUCCCGGCCUACUUCACGCUUAUCUCCGCCUGCGCAGCCAUCUCCGUCGCCGCCUUCGCGUACCUCCACCCGUGGAAGACGGCGUCCACCGUGGAGCGCUACCAGCUUGGAUUCCUCCUCUCGGCGCUCGGCUGCAAUCUCUCCAACCUGCUAGUCUUCACCCCCAUGACCAUCGAGAUGAUGAAGAAGAGGCACAAGAUUGAGCGGGACCUGAGCAUCAUGAGGGAAGUCGGAUGGUCAAAGAAUCAGCAGGUGGCUAAAUCCAACCCCACCCUUGCUGCGAUGAACAAGAAGUUUGGGAUGAUCCACGGGCUGUCAUCACUAGCCAACAUCAUGUCGUUUGGCAGCUUGGCCAUGCACUCCUGGUACCUGGCCAGCAAGCUAGAGCUGUGA